UAGCAAUUGUUUCGACAAAAUGGAUAAGCGACAAGACUUUUGUCAGGGACUGUACUGCUUUUGUCCACAAGCACAGCCAAACUCAACAAAAAACGAAAGCUCCUUUGGGCUGCUUUAAGAUCAGAUAAAUAAAAUAAAAAUGAAAACUGGGGAGAAGUGAGUAAACCUUGGUUUGCUACGUUUCUUACAGUUUAAAAACAUUAACAGUAGAAAACAUACAGGAGGAUAUUUCUGUCAAAGCAGCUUCCUUCUAGAGCUCAAAAAAUUCAUAUGGAUUAUUCUUAUGCUAUGCUAACUCUGAUGCAUGUUGGACUUUUAGUAGCAAAAUUAGUGGUGUGUUCCCUACCUCCACAACAUUGACGUCUUAUAGAUUACUCAGAUUACUUGCAGUGGCUGCUGCUGGCGGGAAAAAACUUCUAAUAUCUGUCGUCUUCAAAGGGGGCGGAGGAGGCAGCGGCAAGUUGUAUUUCUGUCAGGGCUGUGAAUGUGUGUGUGUGUGUGUGGGGGGGGGGGUGGUCAAGUCAUCAGCCAAUCAAACAUGCGUUUGAGGGUAAAACAUUUAGCAAGUGAAAAGGGGUCGAUGUAAGUCUGACCAUAAUGAAAGUACUGUAAUUCACUUUCAAUUCAAUCCAAUCUAAAUUACCUACGUAUAUACCUGAAGUCAUUAUUUAAUGAAAAUAAGCUUGCUUAAAUGUUGGUGGGGACAAUUUCAGCAUCCUGAAAAGUUGCUAGUGUUAUGUCCCUACCGUCCCUAUGCAAAGAUACGCCCUUGAAUUAUAUGAGCACAAAAUCCGAAAAAGUAACAUUUUUACUUAAUCAUUGUGUCAGGAAGGGGUGUGAGGAUGAUGAGGGAGGGAGGGAGGGAGGGAGUGAUGAUGAGGGAGGGCCUGAUCAACUAACCUCAGCCUCCAUUCACCAAUAAACACUAGUUGUCAUUAAAGUGUCACUGGCAAAUUGGAUCAUCAUUAACACUAGGUAAAUCUGUAUGAAAGUGAGUCAAAGUGAGUAUGCUGCUCCAGAGGCUGUGCUCCAGGAUUCAGCUGGACCCCCCGAAACACUACUGGAGGACUACCCGAACCCUCUCACAAGGUCAACGUGGUGGUGGCCCUUUUGCCCACCGUGGCGAGCUGCGCCACGCCAAAAGGAUCGUGGUGAAGCUGGGGAGCGCCGUUGUCACGCGGGGCGACGAGUGCGGCUUGGCGCUGGGACGGCUGGCGUCCAUUGUAGAACAGGUGGCGGUACUGCAAAACCAAGGCCGGGAGAUGAUGAUCGUCACCAGCGGCGCUGUGGCCUUUGGCAAACAAAGGCUGCGGCACGAGAUUUUGCUGUCCCAGAGUGUUCGGCAGGCGCUUCAUUCGGGUCACAGUCAACUCAAAGACAUGUCGAUGCCCGUUUUGGAGGCUCGAGCAUGUGCGGCCGCCGGGCAGAGCGGUCUGAUGGCGCUGUAUGAAGCCAUGUUCUCACAAUACAGCACCUGCACUGCGCAGGUUCUGGUGACUAAUCUGGACUUCUAUGAUGACCAAAAACGCAAGAACUUGAACAGCACGUUGAAGGAGCUACUACGCAUGAACAUCGUGCCAAUUGUUAACACCAAUGACGCCGUGGUGCCCCCGCCGCAGCCUGACAGCGACCUGCAGGGGGUGAUCAGCAUUAAGGACAACGACAGCCUGGCGGCACGACUCGCCGUGGAGAUGGAGGCUGACCUGCUCAUCGUGCUCUCCGACGUGGAAGGACUCUACAACCGCCCCCCCGGAACAGACGAUGCUAAGCUCAUCGACAUUUUUUAUCCUGGAGAUCAGCAGUCUAUUACCUAUGGGACAAAGUCCAGAGUUGGUAUUGGUGGCAUGGAGGCUAAGGUCCAGUCGUCCAUUUGGGCGCUUCAAGGUGGCACCUCGGUGGUCAUUGCCAAUGGCACGCAUCCUAAAGUAACGGGCCACGUCAUCACUGACAUUGUGGAGGGCAAGAAAGUGGGCACGUUCUUCUCGGAGACCAAACCGGCAGGCCCUACUGUUGAGCAGCAGACUGAAAUGGCACGCAAUGUUGGGAGAAAACUAGCAGCAUUGCGACCGGAGCAGAGGAGCGAGAUCAUUUGCCGCCUUGCAGAUCUUUUGAUUGAAAGGAAAGAUGAUAUCUUGUCUGCAAACAAGAUGGAUGUGGAUCUUGCCGUCAGCUCAGGUCAACUUCCAACCGCCCUUCUGACUCGUCUGAGUCUGUGUCCGGCCAAACUUGACAACCUGGUUGCUGGCCUCCGCCAGGUGGCCUUGGCCGCCCUUGACUCUGUGGGUCGCGUCAUGCGCAAAACCAGGGUGGCCCAUAAGUUGGAGCUAGAGCAGAUCACCGUGCCCAUCGGGGUAAUUUUGGUCAUCUUCGAGGGCCGGCCGGACUGCCUGCCACAGGUGUCAGCUUUGGCUAUUGCCAGCGGCAAUGCCAGCCUGCUGAAGGGUGGCAAAGAGAUGGCCAAUACCAACCGAGUCCUCUACGGGAUCACCCAAGAGGCCCUCGCCGUGCAUGACGUCACAGAAGCCGUGCAGAUGGUGAGCACCCGCGAGGAGGUGUGGGACCUCUGCCGACUGGACAAAAUGAUCGACCUGAUCGUCCCUCGCGGCUCGGCCGAACUUCUGCGAGACAUCCGCCGCGCCGCCAGGGGCGUCCCCGUUUUGGGCCACAGUGACGGCAUCUGCCACGUCUAUGUGGACGCCCAAGCCAGCCCUGAGAAAGCCAUAAAAAUCAUCAGAGAUUCCAAGUGUGACUACCCGGCGGCGUGCAAUUCUAUGGAAACGCUGCUGAUCCACCGGGACGUCCUGGCGAUGCCGUUUUUUGACCAAAUCAUUGAAAUGCUGCGCACUGAGCGAGUGAAAAUCCACGCCGGGCCGAGGUUUGCGUCCUACCUGACCUUUAGCCCACUGGAAGCGAAGUCCAUGCGCACAGAGUACGGCGACCUGGAAUGUUGCAUUGAGGUGGUCGACAGCAUGCAGGCGGCCGUUGAACACAUACACAAAUAUGGCAGCUCGCACACUGAUGUCAUCGUCACUGAAAAUGAGGACACAGCCGAGCGGUUCCUGCAGCAGCUGGACAGCGCCUGCGUCUUCUGGAACGCCAGCUCCCGUUUCGCCGAUGGCUACCGCUUUGGACUCGGAGCAGAGGUGGGCAUCAGCACAGCGCGCAUCCACGCCCGGGGCCCCGUGGGCCUGGAGGGGCUGCUUACCACCAAGUGGGUCCUGAGGGGGGACGGUCACGCCGCGGCUGAUUUCGCCCAACCCGGUGGUGUUAAGUUCCUUCACGAGGAUCUGCGAACGGGUCGGGCCGACGAACGGCAGCAGAUGAAAGCCCAACGUGUGCGUCACGAGCAAGAUUGACGCACCAACUCUGGCAAUCAGUUCUCCCGACAACGAACAAGGACGCAGACCAGCGCGCUUUGUCCUAAAACAAGUAGCGCCAGGCCAGAUAACAAAGUUGAUAGCGGGCGCUUGUGACGUCAAGACCAGCGUCGGUCGCUGUGGCAACCACGUCCCAUCCAUGCAUGAACCUAAACAGCCGAAACCAGUCAGAGAGGGAUGCAAGCAACGCCCGGACACACCUUUGGCCGGCCCACUACACCACGGACUUAAAAAACACUGGACACUGAGAUAAGACAGAUUUUUGCUGCUCAGACACAUUUUCUAUGUAGCCUUGCUUUGGAUUCAGCAUUGGUCCCUCCGUCGUCUGUUUUUGCCUUGUAUUUGACCAUUGUCGACGAAUAAAUUGUCAACCUGUUUUCGG
Corythoichthys intestinalis (scribbled pipefish) is the source of this 3759-nucleotide messenger RNA. RefSeq names its product aldehyde dehydrogenase 18 family, member A1 (gene aldh18a1). Gene Ontology annotation, cellular component: mitochondrion; cytoplasm. Gene Ontology annotation, molecular function: glutamate-5-semialdehyde dehydrogenase (NADP+) activity; glutamate 5-kinase activity; ATP binding. The coding region runs from base 1008 to 3356 and encodes 782 amino acids. The record is from RefSeq and is a predicted model, not a curated record. The transcript has 18 exons. NCBI's taxonomy places the organism in Eukaryota, Metazoa, Chordata, Actinopteri, Syngnathiformes, Syngnathidae.